AUGUUUAUUCCCCGCACAGCCGCUCUGUUGUAUCUUGUGGGGCUCUCGGCCGCCGCUGUAGACUGGAGAAACGCGACAUGCAGCGGCGUCGUCACUGACGCCAAGGCCUUGCCCAACUUACGAUGGGAGGCGGCCGGUGCCUCUGCGGCACUCAGUGACAUGAUGGCCUCGUGGAUGAACUACAGCUCGGGGCCGUACGAGGUCAAGUUCGAGUUCAGCCAGUAUGCCUCUUGGUAUUUUGGCGGCCCCGAGAUGUGGCGAUGCUCCCAGCUUCUCGACGGGCCCUGCUCGACGUCCGUGGCUUGCGAAGACACAAAAUAUCCGGCCGGACAUCUCAUUUUGAAUUCAUUCUCAAAGCUUCACCAGUUUCACCGUCGGUACUGGGAGGCUCUCGAUCAGGCGCAAAUGGAUGUGCAGGCGGACAUGCCCCUUUUUGCUGAAAAGUUCUCUAUUCCGUUGCCCGACAGCCAAACUCAGGUACAGCUCCAGCGAAUCAUGCUCAACGUAUUAUACGGAGUCGUUGGUAUUGCGCAAGCUUACGCCAACAACUUUUUUAUCUAUUCUGCGGUCAUGAACGGAUUCUUGGGACUCUCCCAGACGAUCCGGUCUCAAUUGACUACAACCAGCAGUUACACCAUCUUCACGAGCUGGGCUAUCGGGAAGGACUACAUGCUGCCGGGUCAACGCCCAACACCCGCCUACGGUAGACUGUCGGCCAUCAUGGGCACAGUGUUCGAGCAGUGGAAAGACACCGAAGUGGCCUAUGUCGAACACGUAUUUAGCGUCAAAGACAACGACACAGUGGCGUACUUGACGGCGACGCUGGACAACGGCCUGAUGCAGAGUACGCCGGACGACAUCAAUUUCAGGGACAUGGCAAAGGUGCUGAAGAAGGUUUUCUACGCCCAACUCAUGGUGACCGCUUGGCAAUCAGUCGCGGCGGCCCGGCAGCCGUUCAUUCUGAAAACGAACCUUCCCUGUGAUAUGAAGAAGGGCCAGAGAAGCAGUGCGCUGUGGCCCUUCAUUCCAGACGAUGACCACGAGAGAGCAGCGGCUUGCUACAACGGCGCUCUUUUCUACCUCUUGGACGUCAGGAGCCAAGGGGUUGAGCUGAAUGUGGGGAGUCCCUCCAUCAGGCCCAGUGAGAAUCCCCCCUUUUCCGCACUCUACGGAACGGAGACCAUAGACGGCACAAUGUGGGGCGGAGUGACCAAGGAGGACAUUGUCGCGGCUGUCUACGGCGGCUGGGUGGAAGGCGGCCGGAUGAACGACAACUUCAACCUCAACUACACCAACGUCAGCCCGUCGGAGGACUCUCCGCUGUGGUAUGGACAAGGGAUCAGGGUGCCGGGAUUCGUCAAGAUGCCUCUGUGCCAGAACAUCUACACGAUCGUGGGAAACAUUGCCUAUGGCAAAGCUGGUUCGCACCCAUCAUGGCCCUGUGCAGCCCUGCCUGUGCUCAAGCCCAACAAGGAUUCAUAG
This is a messenger RNA of Colletotrichum navitas, 1482 nucleotides long. RefSeq lists its product as uncharacterized. Lineage: Eukaryota; Fungi; Ascomycota; Sordariomycetes; Glomerellales; Glomerellaceae. The transcript is spliced from 5 exons. Bases 1 to 1482 code for a protein of 493 amino acids. The record is from RefSeq and is a predicted model, not a curated record.